CACUAUUAGAAAAAUUGUCCGGGUAAUCGCACCACUGAAAUUUUUUUUUGCUUGACUGAAAAAUCAACCAGAACCAAUUGAACUAUAACAGAACGAGUAUUAUAGUUCAGCAGACCAUACAGUACUUAAAGAUUAUAAUGAUAAGAACAUCACUUACUGCUCCGUCUGUUUACUCGGGGAAUAUAAUAAGAAGAUGGUUCUCCUCGUCUGUAGGAAUAUAUAACCAAAUCAAGAAGGACUCUGAACCUAUACCCUCCAAUCAUGAACAAUCAUCAACACAAUCACAUCAAGAACCAGAAACUCAACAAAAACAACAAUCACAAACAAAGAAAGAAGAGAAAACUCAAUCCGUAAAAGGUGAAAAACAAACUCCAAUAAAAGUUUCAAAGCAUAUAGAAUUUUUAAAGAAAUACUAUACCCCAGAAUUAUUACAGAGUAUUCAAAUUGCUGAAUCCGUAAUUGAUCCUAAACAAGUAUUGGAAUUAAAGAAAUUAGGAUUUAGAGCCAAUUCUAAAGUUGCUCCAACCAAUGAAUUCUCUGACUAUAGUACUAAUGAUCCAAUAUGGAGUGAGCCUAUUAUAUAUCCUAAUCAAGCUGAUGGACGUGCUCCAUAUCCAGAAAUUCCUGAUACUAGAUCAUCAGAUAGAUCAGAUUUAAAAUUAAGAUUUAAGGAUGAAGAUACCACUAAAAAAUCAAAUACUGCUUUAAGAACUAAUAGACAAAUUUCUGAAGAUUUAUCUAAAUUAACUGGAUUGGAUGCUAGAUAUAUCAAAAACUUAUAUGUACGUCCAAUUGUCAUGAAAAGAGUAUCUUUAAAGACUUCCAAAGGUAAUAUUCCAAAUUUCUUUGUAUUAACUGUUGUUGGAGAUAAAAGAGGUACUAUUGGAUUGGGUAUUGGUAAAUCAAGAGAUGGUAUUCGUACUGCUGCUUUAAAAGCUCAUUGGAAUGCUGUUAAAAAUUUAACCCCAAUUCCAAGAUAUGAAAAUAGAACUAUUUUAGGAGAUUUCGAAUACAAAUUUCAUGCUGUCAAAUUAUUUAUGAAGUCUGCACCAGCUGGGUUUGGACUUAGAGUUAAUCAUAAUAUUUUUGAAAUUUGUCAAGCUGCUGGUAUUAAAGAUUUAAGAGGUAAAGUUUAUCGUUCAAGAAAUCCAUUAUUAGUAGCUCAAGGAUUUGUUGAAGCAUUAACUAAACAAAAAUCUAUUGAAGAUUUGGCUGCUGGUAGAGGUAAAAAGAUUGUUGAUUUAAACAAAGUCUAUUACUCUCAUUGAUCUCAUUAAGUCAAUCAUUAUCUUAUCUUAUCUUAUCAUAUAGUAAAUAACUUGUACAUAUAUCAUAUAGUCAUUACUUAACUUAACGUAUACAUAUACUUUCCAUUAAUUAACAUAGCAGAGAAAAACAAAAAAUAGGUCGUGUGAAGAGUUUAGCGAGGGACUUA
Scheffersomyces amazonensis is the source of this 1435-nucleotide messenger RNA. Its product is annotated as mitochondrial 37S ribosomal protein uS5m. The record is from RefSeq and is a predicted model, not a curated record. Gene Ontology annotation, cellular component: ribosome. Gene Ontology annotation, molecular function: RNA binding; structural constituent of ribosome. Lineage: Eukaryota; Fungi; Ascomycota; Pichiomycetes; Serinales; Debaryomycetaceae. Bases 138 to 1268 code for a protein of 376 amino acids. Gene Ontology annotation, biological process: translation. The transcript has a single exon.